Molecule: messenger RNA, 5729 nt
Organism: Python bivittatus (Burmese python)
Lineage: Eukaryota; Metazoa; Chordata; Lepidosauria; Squamata; Pythonidae
Gene: NRAS
Product: NRAS proto-oncogene, GTPase
Biological process (GO): signal transduction
Cellular component (GO): membrane
Molecular function (GO): GTPase activity; GTP binding
Source: RefSeq, a predicted model, not a curated record
UUCAUACUUAACUUGCCAGCCGUUGGGAAGGGAGGGGGGAGUCUCUCUGCAGUUCUUUCGCUCCUAGUCUGGGGUGGGAGGAGGCGUGGAAACGGCGUGCCCCAGUCAGGAGAGACAGCGGUCUCUCGUCGUUCCCCGCCCGGUGUUGAGAGGCGCUGCCUUGGAAGGGCCCUGAGGAAGGCAAUGACUGAGUACAAGCUGGUGGUGGUAGGAGCUGGUGGUGUUGGAAAAAGUGCCCUGACGAUCCAGCUUAUUCAGAAUCACUUUGUGGAUGAAUAUGAUCCUACUAUUGAGGAUUCUUAUCGUAAACAAGUAGUUAUUGAUGGAGAGACUUGUUUGCUAGACAUCCUGGACACAGCAGGGCAGGAGGAAUAUAGUGCCAUGAGGGACCAAUAUAUGAGGACUGGUGAAGGCUUUCUUUGUGUGUUUGCCAUUAACAACAGCAAAUCAUUUGCAGAUAUAAAUCUUUACAGAGAGCAAAUUAAAAGAGUGAAAGAUUCAGAAGAUGUACCAAUGGUAUUAGUGGGAAACAAAUGUGAUUUGCCAACACGGACAGUAGACACCAAACAGGCUCAUGAAGUAGCAAAGAGCUAUGGUAUUCCCUUCAUUGAGACAUCUGCCAAAACAAGACAGGGUGUUGAAGAUGCUUUUUACACACUGGUGAGAGAGAUCCGUCAGUAUCGAAUGAAAAGGCUCAACAGCAAUGACGAUGGGAAUCAAGGCUGCAUGGGGGUCUCGUGCCUUGUGAUGUGAUCAGCUGCUUGAAUCAUCCAACCAAGCUCAAAGUUGAAUCUUAAUUCCACUGUGUUGCAUUUCAUGAUGAUGCCUUGGCCAGUAUCAUGCAAGUUGCCAGUUGAUCAAUACUAAAACGUUCUAUCAGCACCAGAAGAUACUGUUUCUGAACAUCUACCUCUUUGCUCAGUUGAGCAUGCAAAGAAAAUCUCAUAUGUUAUGUGUGGGAUUUUUCACCUUUCUUGGGUAGGUUCAAACAGAGAAACUGAUUAUAUGGAACUGUAGAGGCCAAAUGCUAUGAAAAGAUAACAUCUCAUUUUCUGGAAAGAAGGCUGGAAUGAAUUGUGAUCAUGCUAUCCUGAAAAGCCAUUACAUAGCACUGUAUGGUAAUAUUAUGCUUGAUUUCCUAUACGCCAUUUUAAAACAGGAUAUUUGUCACAUUUCCUAUACUAUGUACAUAAAUAUUCCUAUAGUACAUUAAGUUAAUCACUCCUAGUCUGACCUCUUUAAUUCUGGCCUUUUUAUAACAAAAGGGAAAUUCUUUGAUUAUCAAGUGCCUCUUUACAAAGGCAAGCUAGACCUUAAGCCUUAUCAUGCAGGUUGCAGCUCUGGUUCCUAGCUGACCCAUCUUGAAUGUUUGAAGCUGACUCAGAUUAUUGGUCUGUGUAACCCAGUAUUAUCUAUGCUUGACUAAUAGUGGUUCAGUUUCUUAGCUUUAUUGUUUUAUCCUUCCUAAUUGGGCUUCCCAGUGUACUGAAUGUGGGAACUUCUGCAGAACAUAUUUACUAUCACUGGGCUUUAUCAUCAGAGUUCUUUGCAUCAUUGACUGAAAGGCACUUUGAGAUUAAGAUUCUCUUGAGGAAAUAGCAGUCAACUGCUAUUCUCCAUUUUUAAAUACAUUCCAUUUACCUUGUGCUUGAAGGUACUGAUGUUUCUCAUCAGGGCCACUUAUUAGCUGUGGAUACUGUCAACAGCAGUUACUCCAGUGUCAGUCAUAAAACAUGGCUGUAUGAAGUUUGUGUAGGAAAAAAGCUGUGCUAUCCCAGCUAUCUCUGCACUUCUAUUUUUAGUUAAAUUUUGACAUCUUUGUCAAGCACAGUGUCUUUACGCUUAACUAGUGAAAAAACAUAUUUAGGGAGCCAACUUCAUUAGCAUUAUUCAUUUUGAAAGCUCUCUCCAGGCUACUGCUGUGCAGUGAAACUAGAGGUGAAGAGCUAGGGUAAAAUGGAACUAGAGGAGUAGAGGAUGAACUUAAUUUUCCUGCUGCUUAAAAGUAGGAAUAAAUUGAUACUGUACAUUCAACCUUACAAACUAUGGAGCUGGAUUCCUCAGUAGCCUACAUACCUCUAUGAUAAAAGAAGAGGAGCUGUGAGUUUUCCUUUCUGUAAUGCUGGGAAGUAGUUGACUGAAUAGAUUACUAUUUAUAUGUUGUAUCUAAAAUCUGGUCCUGAUUCUCAUGUAUGUGUAUCAUCUCAUUUGCAACUAAGUGAGUGAACUGCCUUCAUCUGAAAGUAGAUGCCUAAAAUGAUGUGAGGUGAUAUGAAAGCUGUCUGUGGUGACUGUUUUACAUAUGCAGAUCUGGUUGAUGUGGUUAAUAUGUUUAUGAAUUCUAAGUUGAAGCACAGAAAUGACUUUAGUAGAAACUGAAUUUGUGGUCAUUAAGUGCUUUACUGGUUUACAAUAUUGCCAUUUUACUGCAUAAAUUCUAAGUUGGAUAGAAAACCACUAUCUAAUCCAAUCUAUUUAAUCACCAAGUAAGAAAGUUGGCAUAACAUUAUUUCCUAAAUAUAUAACUUAAUGGAUCAUUUCAGACAUACUUUAUCUGAAGCUAAUCUCAUACUGCAUUACAUAGGGCCAUACAAUAAUAGAUGUGUUAAUAUGCUUUAUUGCUGGCUAAUAUGUUAAUAUUAAACCAAGCAUCACAGAGCUCAUUUUCUCAAGAAACUGAUGUCACCUGAGCAAUAAAUUGAUAUGUUUAAAGUCCCUUUGCAUGUUGCUCAGUGCUAGAUAGUGUUCAAUUUUUUCUUAGUGUCAUUCUUUGUUCUUUAGUAGCUGUGUGGCAUAAACAUUGGUGAAGAUAGUGAAAUAUUCUGAAUUUCUAUAUGUCAGGCAGCUUUCUAAAGUACAGGAGCACUACUAGAAAACAAGGGACUAUCUAAAUAGAAACGACAGUGAAUUGUUGGACUUAAAAGAAUUAGUGAGAAAUCACACCCCUUGGUUGGCAUUUGCGGUUUGAAAAUUGUAAUUCCAGGAGUCUGAAGAUUAAGUGUCAUAUUUGGCUCUGUGUUCUGCAUGUUUGCAAAUGAGUAUACAUCUGAGAAGCACAUAGUAAUAUAUUAGUAAUUUUCCAUCAGGAAUUCACUUGUUAUGAAUGAUGUUAUUUCACUACAAGUGAAAUGUUUUAGUUUAAUUAAAAAUCAGCUUCUAGGAUGAAGUGAGUGAAGUUGGCUAGUUUGGGUGAUGGAAGCAAUUCUCAAAGCAAUUGUUUGCUUCAGCAUGUAAAACAUUUCUCCAACAGUUGAUAAGAUUUGUAAUUCUUGCCUGUGAAAUCUCCUGCGUUUACAUUUGUAUUAUAUGCAGAGGAUGUUGUAGUGGCUAGCCUGAGCCACAACAAUAUAUUAUUCAUAGGUGUCUUCCCCAGAUCACUGUUAGUCUCUUCCUGUAGCGUUAAGUAAAAAAGGGAUUCCAUAGGAAGCAUUUGAAAUAACAUGCAGCAGUAACAGAUAUGAAGCUAAACCUCAUGUAUUUGGAAAUUCAAGAAAACACACAGAUUAUUUAUGUAGAAUUGUUGCUCACUAAUUAUCAUGAAUAGAUGUAUAACUAAAACAACAGCAUACUCUUGAAAGAGUAUGGUACAUGCUUAUGGUGUUUGCAGGUUUAAAAAGUGGUAUAUUUUAAAAUAAGUUUUAAAACCAUGUUUCUCAGCUAAUCAGGGAUGUCUUUGUUACUGUUUUAGAAGACAGUCUCACUGAUUCAUGUCAUUCUGCAAAAGCCCCUUUCCAAAACAAGUUGAAUGAAGUUGGAUUUUCUAGUUUAUGAUGUUAAUAACAUUAAAGCGUACAUAAGGAAAAUAUAUUAAUUCAAGCUGGGCUUCCACUUAAGGAUCCUUGUUUUUCAUCUAAUUGAUUAUAAUAAUGCUGUUAAAAUUAUACUAAUAAUGUUCUGUAAGGACCGUAUAUAUUAAUUUUACUGGACUGUUAAUUAGAAAACAAGAUUACAGUGUUUAAUCUGCUUAAUAUUUUCGAACAUUUUCAAUGACUAAAAAAAUAUUCCUGGUACAGCAGGAUAAUAAUAUGUGUACUUAUACAAAGUGUUGACCCUUUUUAAAGGGAAUGGUUUCUCUCACAGGAUGAAUGGCUUCUGUAAGUUGCCUGCUGUGACAUGUGUAGAUUAUCUUUUUUAAUUUUUCAGAAUGUUUAAUAUACUAACUGUUUCAGAAAUAUUUUGCCCAUAUGAAAAUGUAAUUGGUCCACCAAAACUCAUGGUCAGUUUCUUGUGUUAGCUGCUAUCUGUGGUUUUUUUAAAAAAAUGCCUAUAUUGAUUAGUUCUCUGAAUUUUGGUAAGGUACAUUUGGACUGUUUGAAAGCAGAAGUGCCUUUGUUGCCUAAUAAAUUUGAGUUCCUGGAAGUUUAUGUACGAUUAGAAAUUCCCAAUCACAGCAGAUGACAGCACCUUGCCAAUCUAGGCUGAUCUUGAAAAAGCUAAGCAGGGUUGAAUGGGUUAGUAUCCCAAGAUUAUAGACUAGACAAAAAAUCCAACAAACCAUCCCCCUUUCACCAAGCUUCAUACUGUUGCCAUAUAGUCAUUAGGAGUCAAGCUUCACUUCAGAGAGACUUUAAAACUCCCAUCUUUUUUACGUGUGCGUAAAAUAUAAUUGUGUAUUGCUAGUCCCUUACUCAUUGUUUAGCACAAUAUAUGAUAGAGCUUAGACAUGGUUAGGUUCUAUUUCUACAGACAAAACAAGAAGGAAUUGCAAGAUGCUAUGUGUAUCAUUGAGGGUCAUCAUUGCUAGAUCAACGAGGUCAAGAUUCUGAUUAUAUAUAAUUCAGAGGCAGCUAAAAAUUGUUCUGGAGUUCUGGGGCUGAUAUUCUAUCAGUUUAUGUUUAUUUGGAUAGCAAAGGGACUUGUCUUAACAAUGCUAUAACAUUUACUGUAACAACUGGUUUCACUUUUAGUUAUAUGCUUAUUUCUAGGCCUCAUAUAGCUGAAUUCCACAGUUAAUAUAGGACUGUGUGGAUAAAAAACGGGCCGUGCUUCCAAUGUAUGGUAUUUCAUGAACUUACUCUCUGGAUUUCCAGACCACUACUAAAUGUUAAAGGUUGACAUAUUGUCAAAGCACUAAAUCCAGUUCCAAUUCCAUUGUAAUGUAAUUCAUUUUUAACUGUGUUUGAGCAAACAAUGUUUUUUUUCCCCUAAAAUACAUAAAUAUUUCUUUGGUGUGUUUGUUCAAUAAUUGGGUCAGAAACAACAUCCUCUACUUUGUAUUAUGAAAUGUGGGUAGGUCAUAAUUAAUUACCAGAACCUGUAACUAUUGCAAGAUGAAUUCCUUGUCAAAUGAAUGUGGACCACCUUCAAAACACCUGGAGAUCUAUGAAUAAUGACAGUACAUUUUGGCCUGGUCAGAUCCCUAGACUGCAAUAGCUUGAAAAUAGCUAAUGUCGUCCCACCUUUUUUCAAAGUAGACUUUUUCCAUGAAGUUAAAUAUUCAUAAUAUUCAGCAUCAAAUUUCAUGUCACAAUAAAGCCUAAAUAUAUCUAGCUGCAAGUAAGUCAGGAAAUAAGAUAACUUUUUUGCUAUAUGUAGACCCAAGAUCUUAACAGAAAUACAUAAUAACAUUCUAAUAAAGCCUGUAGAGGUUGAUGUUCAGUUAAAUUCAGAGGAUAAAAUAAAUGUCCAAUGGUAUUUUUGAAAGUCUGGUAAAUUACAUCUCUUUCUUGAAGAAAUAGUCUCAACUUAGCCAAUGAAAUCCUUGGUCUUGCCAUAUACAUUUUCUUGAA